Messenger RNA from Trichosurus vulpecula (common brushtail), 2772 nucleotides. RefSeq names its product NECAP endocytosis associated 1 (gene NECAP1). NCBI's taxonomy places the organism in Eukaryota, Metazoa, Chordata, Mammalia, Diprotodontia, Phalangeridae. The transcript has 8 exons. Gene Ontology annotation, biological process: endocytosis. The record is from RefSeq and is a predicted model, not a curated record. Gene Ontology annotation, cellular component: membrane; clathrin vesicle coat. The coding region runs from base 22 to 870 and encodes 282 amino acids.
GACUCGGAGAGCGGAUCCAAGAUGGCGGCUGAGGCGGAGUACGAGUCCAUCCUGUGCGUGAAACCCGAGAUCAGCGUCUACCGCAUCCCGCCGCGUACCUCCAACCGCGGAUACAGGGCGUCGGACUGGAAACUGGAUCAGCCCGAUUGGACUGGUCGCCUCCGAAUCACUUCCAAAGGGAAGAUUGCUUACAUCAAACUUGAAGACAAAGUGUCAGGGGAGCUGUUUGCUCAGGCGCCAGUGGACCAAUAUCCUGGCAUUGCUGUGGAGACAGUGACAGAUUCUAGCCGAUACUUUGUGAUCCGGAUUCAAGAUGGCACUGGACGUAGUGCUUUCAUUGGUAUCGGCUUCACAGAUCGGGGUGAUGCCUUUGACUUCAACGUUUCUCUGCAAGAUCACUUCAAAUGGGUAAAGCAGGAAUCUGAGAUCACCAAAGAAUCUCAGGAAAUGGAUACUCGCCCCAAGUUGGAUCUAGGCUUUAAGGAAGGACAAACUAUCAAAUUGAGUAUUGGGAAUAUUACAACAAAGAAAGCCGGAACUGCUAAGCCUCGACCUGUAGGAGCUGGGGGCCUGAGCCUACUGCCACCUCCACCUGGGGGCAAAGUGACUAUUCCCCCACCUUCAUCUUCAGUUCCCAUCGCUAAUCACGUCACUCCACCUCCCAUCCAGAAAUCCAUUCAAGGUGGCAAUGAUGCAGAUAUCCUCUUAGACUUUGAUUCUCCUGUUCCUGUCUCAAAGACACCAGCACCUGCUCCAGUUUCUGCUCCUGCUCCUGCUUCUGCGGUGACCGAUCUAUGGGGAGACUUCAGUACUGCAUCCAGCUCUGUUCCAAACCAGACACCACAGCCGUCCAACUGGGUCCAAUUCUGAGCAGCAGGGAUAAACUUGAAGACCAAGAGAAUUCAAGGGCACCAAUUGGAGGGGGGGAAUUGGGAAACUCCACUUUCUCCAGAACUGAAAUUCCUGGACAGUCUUUUAAAAAGCUUUCCUAUUGCAAUCAAGAGCUGGUUUAUGUACCUCCCUACAGUUGAUCACAUGCUGUACAGCCCAGGGAGCAUCUCCUGCUGCCUAACAAGGCUGAGAGGUGGGUGUGAGCCCACUUGUGACUGAGCAUACAGUGCUUGUAGGGCCAGGGUCUCUAUUUCAAGGGGAAUUUACCUAUACUCACAGUUGCUCAGCUCUCCCUUUUUAAUUCCUUACCCUUCUCCAAGGCCAUCUGGUGGCCCGUUGCCCUUUUUUGGUGGCAGUGUGGCAGGGUAGGCUUGAAUGGCCUUUCCCUCAAGUAACACAGUAGGUAAGUGUAAACCUUUUUGCAGCUCUAUUUGGUUUCUGCAAUUGAAGGGACUUAUUUCUUUGGGAAUAGAUGUUAGGAGGAAAGGAGACACUAACCCCAUCACAAUCUUUAUCCCAGGGCUUCAAGUUGGGAUAGAGUCGUCUGAGAUUAAUUUCAGGCCUGUGUGUUUACAAAAUGAGUGGUGAAAGGUGAGCGUAAGGCUAUGUAGAUAGAUGAGUGAAGCUCUUGCUCCCCACUUUCUGCCAUAUUCUCUUCUUACUAAUCUCAUUUGGGAAAUGACAGUGCUGGGAGCAACUCCAUUGCCCUCUUCUAUGUUUACACGUCUCUCCCUUUGAGAAGAGGGUUGCGUUGGUGCCAUUUGCUCUAUCACUUUGUGUUUCUUCACCAGGGCAAUGUCUCUGACCAGGGUAAGAUUUUUGAGUGGCUGUUUUCCCAAGUUGCCCAUUAGCUAGGUGUUAGGUUUCUGUAGCCCCAUCUAGUUGCUUCAUUUGAAGCAAGACCUUUUUCUUCUUUUACCUUUGUGACCUAGAGUUGAGGGAGUCAGGAUCCGUGCAUUGGGGAAGUACAGAACACUUUAGUCCUCUUGCGGGUGAUGGUAUAAUGUGCCCUUCCUUCCUUGGUACCUGGUGUCUGACCUGGAUUGUUUGAUGGGACCAUGUAUGUCUUCUCUGUCCAUUUCUCAUAAAGCCUGGCCCUUUUAACCAGAGAAACCCAUCUCCUGCGCUCAGCUCUUCAAGUGAGGACUGCUGCUAUGCCUGUACCUGCCAUUUAUAAAGAAUGCUCAGGAGAACCAUAGCUACAGCAGUUUGACAAAUUUUGAAAAGUGGAGGCUUUGUGAAUAACCUUUGCCCAGAGGAAUAUCAGAACAAAGUCUGAGGAUUUGUUUGGUUUUGUUUUGUUUUUCAUCAUUUCCCUUUCCUCCUCGCAACGCUGUGAAGAGAGUUUCCUUUCCCAUGGGAAAGGACAUUCUCAUUUGUUUCUGUUAAGACGCUAAUUAUGAUGAGGGGAGGAUUUAUUGUGAAAAAUAAGUACCAUUCCUUUUUUUUUUUUUACCUUCAGUCUGUUCUUUUACUCUGGAUGAAGAGCCUUUGAGUCUAAUCUGGAAAUAGAUAUUAUCUUGGAAAUCCUUGAAAUCUUUUCAUGCCCUUCCCAUGAACUUGUGGGUCCGCGUUUGUUUUUGUCUUUUUUCUGCGCUAUAAAUCAAGCAGUUCUGUACUUGCUGAGCUCUGGAAGCUCCUUUUUUGUUUCAAAUGGAAAACACUAAAGGAAAAUACGGAGACUCACUAGCGGUUAAACAUUGGGAGGCUCUUUUCUCAUCUCCCUUCGCCUGUUCUUACUUUGUAUCCCCCGAGAUGAUAAUAUAUUAUGUAUUUGAACCGCUGCAACACUGAAAAACAAGAUAUAUAUGUAUAUAAAGCAUACGGUGUAUCGGUGCAAUAAUGGUAAUUAAAAUACGGGAAAGGGUCGUGUCUGUCUGA